Messenger RNA from Sapajus apella (tufted capuchin), 1695 nucleotides. RefSeq names its product PRELI domain containing 3A (gene PRELID3A). The record is from RefSeq and is a predicted model, not a curated record. Gene Ontology annotation, biological process: phospholipid transport. The transcript has 7 exons. Gene Ontology annotation, cellular component: mitochondrial intermembrane space. Gene Ontology annotation, molecular function: phosphatidic acid transfer activity. The coding region runs from base 460 to 978 and encodes 172 amino acids. Lineage: Eukaryota; Metazoa; Chordata; Mammalia; Primates; Cebidae.
AGGCUGAGAUUUCUGUCUUUGCAGCCUAUUUGGCUGACUGGUUGCGAUGCGCAUCACUUGCUGGUUUAAUGCUUGUUCAAGACCCAAAUUGCAGUGGGGUUUUGAGGAUUGGCAGGUUUAUUUUUCAUCACAGGUCCCUGACGGUAGAAACCGGAGUGGCUGGACAGGGCCUUGGGAGAAUUCGGACAGCGGAAGUAAGGACGAGGCCAACCCCCAACGCCUGCGGCAUCUGCUGCGAGCGCGUAAGGCGCACCCCGGGGUAACAGCGCAGGUCCAGGCUGCGCCGCAGCCUCGCCCGCACAGCUAUUUUUAGCCGCCGCAGCCAGCCCGGCCACGUGACAGAGUGGGCGGCACCCAAGAGCGCUCCGCCCACGGAGGCCCCACCCACGCCGCGCCGGGAGCCGCCAGGCCGGGAGCACUCGCCACUGGUCUCAGAGUCCGCGCCCGGCGCCGGCGGCAAUGAAGAUCUGGAGCUCGGAGCACGUGUUCGGCCACCCGUGGGACACCGUCAUCCAGGCGGCCAUGCGCAAGUACCCGAACCCGAUGAACCCCAGCGUGCUGGGCGUGGACGUGCUGCAGCGCCGCGUGGACUGCCGCGGCCGCCUGCACAGCCUGCGCCUGCUCAGCACCGAGUGGGGGCUGCCUGGCCUCGUGAGAGCGAUUUUGGGAACCAGUAGGACUUUGACAUACAUCCAAGAACAUUCUGUGGUGGAUCCAGUGGAAAAGAAAAUGGAACUUUGUUCCACCAAUAUCACACUCACAAAUUUGGUGUCAGUUAAUGAGAGGUUGGUGUACAUACCUCAUCCAGAGAACCCAGAAAUGACCAUGCUCACACAAGAAGCCAUCAUCACUGUGAAGGGGAUUAGCCUCGGUAGUUAUUUGGAAAGUUUAAUGGCCAACACAAUAUCAUCCAACGCAAAGAAGGGGUGGGCCGCCAUCGAGUGGAUAAUUGAACACUCUGAAAGUGCUGUGAGCUAAGGAGGCCUGCGCCUGCGCUUGUCAUAAAUGGCGGAUUUAGAUUUCGAGGAAGCUUGAGCUGCGGCCCUCUGGGUCGGACGGAGGCAGCUGAGCCUCUCCAGCAAGCCGCCCUCUGGUUCAGUUGCCGAGGCGACCGCGGUGACUGCGCAGAGUCUGCGCGAGUGGCCAGGCCUGUGCCGACGGGGCGCUGCCCUUUGGGUGCAUCCGCAUCUGCUGCUGUGAGCAAGGUCCUGUACCCACCUCUUUGCUUGCUCCAAGCCAGUGCACGGCCAUUCCCUUUUAGCGGUGGAAGCCUUUUCGGAUGUUUCCUUGAGUUUCACAAACGUUCCCUGGCUUCCUGGGCCGCCAGCGACUGGACUUCGAGUGGCCCUGCCCCGACGGUGAGCGGUCACCCCGCUCCCAGGGGAGGAUGCGCCACCCGCCGGCGGCUUGGGCCCACGGCCGCGCUGCACUGCUCUGGGCCGCUCGUCCCCUUCUUUCCCGAUCUGUUUCUGACGUGUGUGGCUCCGGGCGUCCGGAAGUUCUUAAGAACUUCGUGCUGAUUUUUUCCGAGUCACUGAAGCCGCGCUUUGCUCUCCUUGAACUCAAGCUGGGGUGGUCAUGGGCCUUGCCUCCUUCAUGGCCGCACCCUGAGUUCAGCGCACGUAGGACCCUCGCCUGGCGUCUUAUGUCUGUGUGCUGUGUGCUGUGUGCGGUGUGUGUGUUGUGUGGUGUGUG